GAAUUAGCGCAAUUUAUUCAAACAAGAAUGAAUUAUCACAAGCCAUAUUUUAUUUUAUGGAUAGGACAUAGCUUUUAUAUUUUAGUUUUCCCGUUUCAAUUCAUGUUUCAUAUGAACAUUCAUGAAUAUGUUAAUGAAUUUCUUAAUGUUGGAAAUGAAUUAGUCGACAAGAUGAGCAUAUCAGCUCAUACAAUUCUUAUAAAUCAUGAUAAUGAUGAUGGCAGCAGCAGCAGCAGUAACGACGACGACGAUGACAACAAUACGACAAAUGUAUUUCAUAUUUUAAAUUCACAAAAACACCAAAAUGUAAUCAAAUAUGUGCUAAAAUUCUCUGCACUGUUUGCAAUUUGUAUGUGUAUUCCAGGAUAUAUUUGGUACAUUGCCGUGGCAUUUACUACAACAGCUAAAUUAACUGCAAUUUUUAAUACAAGUUGUUUUUGGGCUUACGUAUUCUCAAUAUUAUUAUUAGGAGAUUCGUUGCAAAAAGAAAAGAUAUUGGCGGUUUUCCUAAGUAUUAUGGGUGUUGCUAUUAUGACAUUUUGGGAUAUAAGUCAAGAUGAUAACCCGUCAGCAGAUAAAAAUUCAAAGUUUGAUAAUAAUGAUGAAGAUCGUAGUCUGAUUAAUAUGGGAGAUUUUAUAGCAUUGGUUGGUGCUCUUGCUUAUGGACUAAAUGAAGUCAUAUAUAAAAAAUAUGCAAGUCCAUCAACCCCGUCAUGUUUAUUCUCCAAUACAAUCACUGCUCUUAUUGGCGUUUUCACAUUUUUCAAUAUAAUUUUAGCACAAGAAACACAAGGAACGAUUAAAAAGGCAUUUGAUUUGAGUGAUAUUAAACUAGCUGUUAGUACUUCGGAAGCUGUUAGAAAACUAACCGAAAGUUUAACAUACCCUAAUUCACUUUCCACGCUUAUUCAAUUAAAUCAAGGAGAUGAUAUAAAAAUGAUAUUUACUAUAAGAGAUGAAAAGACACAAAAAGGAAUCCAACCUCACCAAGCCUUUUUAGUUUUAUCUUCUGAAAAUAACAAUAAGAUUCAAUUGCCUUUUAUUGUACAAGUUCGUGAAUCAGGGAAAGCUAGUGUUAAAUUGGUUGGUUGA
Messenger RNA from Entrophospora sp. SA101, 1092 nucleotides. Lineage: Eukaryota; Fungi; Glomeromycota; Glomeromycetes; Entrophosporales; Entrophosporaceae. The record is from the annotation of a GenBank genome assembly.